UUUUUUAUUAGUCUGUGGUUUCGUCUGGUCUGUGGUCGGUCGCCGCGACAGCGAAACAAGAAAUUACUUUCUUGUAAAAUAAUUAUUGUAAAAGUAAUGUGCACCAAUGGAUCGCUGUAAUACAGUGAAUUAGUUGUAAUCUAACGAAACGAACGUACAACAAAAUGGUUUUAUGUACAUUGCCUCAGAAAUAUAAUAAUUAGGUUAUGCUUGUUUAAUGUCAUUUGAGCUUAAACCACCCUGGAAAAAUGAGUAACUGGGCAAGAAGGAUGCACAGGCGAGCUGCUACAUUGAGCAAUGUGGUUACGUCUUGCGGGCAUCCGAAUUCCUUGCCGUAUCCGCGGAGACUGGAAAAAGUGAAGUUUGGUGUGCCUUUGCAUGAAGUUUGCAAGGAUGAUAUCCCUGGGCCUUUGCUUGUGCUGAUUUUAAAGUUGAAUAAAGAAGCACCUCUACGCCGCGAUGUGUUCAGGGCGCCGGGUCACCAGGGGGCUAUGAAGAAGCUCAUACAUUUCCUGCAGACUGGAAGACUGGUGAACGUUGAUAACUAUUCAGUCUAUACUAUCGCUAGUGUGCUCAAGAAGUUUUUGAGGAAAAUACCUGGUGGGGUGUUUGGGCGUGAUGGUGAAAUGCACCUUUUCUCGGCUGUGGAGCUGCCUGAGGAGCGACAAGUAGAUGAAAUUCGCAGGUUACUUCUCUCGCUGCCGGUAUGCACGCAGAGGCUGCUGGUGCUACUCUUCGGCACAUUCAGGGUGAUGGCGUCCAAUGCUGACAAAGCAGGUACAGGUAUGACAUCCGAAGCCCUGGGCGUAUCGGUAGCGCCGUCGUUCUUCCACUCUUGCGUGUCGGACGGCAAAACAGCCACAAUGGAGGACGUCCAGAGAUUCAAGGUGGCGACCCGUAUAAUGCGGCAACUGAUCGAGCAAUUCAGCGCAGGCGAUCUGUUUGGGCGCGACAACUAUGAAUACUACGCACGAGUGACCGGUCGCAUACUGCGCGUCAAGGAUGAGUGGAUAUGCUCGUUCCGCGACCCACCGCCGCCGAGGCACCACCGGGAUCAAGAGGCGUAUGCUAGACAACUGUCACUGGAAGCUGAAAAAACGUGGUUGCAGUGCGAAUGCGAUCGCUGGGGCAACAAAUACAAUUUAGAAGGUCUAACAAAAUCCGAGGAGUGCCAGUCGAUGCCGGCGCUUAUGGGUGUGGUGGGCGGCGGCGCGGCUGGCGGCGUGCUAGGGCUCGGCAUCAUCCCCGAGCACAGCCUGCUGGACUCGUGCACGCGGCUGUCCAUCUCGCUGGAGGAGAGCGUCUUCAAGGUGUCAGUGAGCUCAUCGUCGCAAUCGUCUCGCAGUAACUCCAGUCCGCACAUGACACUCGAAGAGUUGCGCGCCAUCAACAAAUACGCUGAGAGCACAAAGAGCCUCUCCUACUUGCCUCAGGUGCACGAGCGGCAGCGGGCCCGUAUGCGCACGCGCUCGGAGUGGUUCCUGCAGCCCGCGGCGUCGCUGGACGCGCGCGCCCGCGCCGGUGGCGAGCGUCGCAGCUCGCGGCGUCGGUCUCGGCGCGCGCGCGUGUGCGCAGGCGGCGCCGCGUGCCGCGCCCUCACGCACUCCGACACUGAGGUCGCGCUCGCUCUCCAGCCUCGUCAAGUGACCGCCUGACCGCGCCCGAAGAAGCCCGAGCCGCUGCCGAGGGGAAACUCCCUGUAAUGCGGCCCCAAGAGCUUACAUACGGUGUAAGGGGGCAGGCUGGCAAACAUUUUGACAGUAAGUCCAGACCAUUGUUUUGAUCUACUGGAUUUUCCCCGGAAUACUGACUUUUUCAUAUAAUACAUGCUAUGAAAAUACUUCUCAUAUAGUUGUUGGAAUUACAUUACACUAUAAAACGUUAAAACAAAGGAAAAAUAGAAAUAAAUAAAUAAAUAUUCGGUGUCAUUUCCAUGAAAAAUAUCCUUAUGUAUCGAUUUGGGAAACUGCAUUUGUCAGCCUGUCCUUUGCACUCUGUAUCUACGUUUUAAAGUAAUUGUAAACGAACAAAACUUUUCGGCAAUAUUGCUCGGCAUUCUGCGAUCGUUAACAAAUCUUGCCGCCUGCAUCAUUGCCGAAGAGUUAGCUCUUUUAUAAAGCUAUAAAAAGUUUACAAGAUCCAGUGUAGAAGUGCUACUAUUAGCACAUAACAAUUACCUAUAGCGUAUUAUACCGCCCCCCCACAAGAAACACGUACACGUCAUUUUCUGACUGGUUACGUAGACGCUCUAUUCCCCCGAGGUAACAUUGAGACAAUAUUACCAGUGAUAGUUACGGUAACAUUCUGAUUUGUGAAAUUAUUUCUGACCCGGUCCAAUAAUGUUGAUGACUUUCGCGAAUAGUUGUCUUUCGUGAUGGUCGUUUGCUUUAUUGAUACAACUAAGGAAUAUUGUAUUGUACAAGUAUCAGAAUGUCAGUACGGUCCUACAUGGACAGUUCUAGUGUAGCCGUACACUAAUCUUAAUCUUACAAGCGAGAUACCCAUCCGACCUUACGUGAAGUAAGGAUCCUGAAACCUACCACGCAACAUGGUUUCGAUAUUAGUGGAAGAAACGAAUUAAACCGAUCAAUGUAUCCACAUCGUGUUGCGAAGUAGAUAAUGCGUAUGCGGCCUAGAAAACCUUUGGCUAGCGUAGGUGCGAUCUGUCAAUGGGAGAACGCCUACGUUUGACGCCUAUAGGCGUGUACCUUAAAUUGUGUUGCAAAACAAAAUACGAAAACGAAUUCCAAUGGGAGUUUCAUAACCGAUUAGAGAUUUGUGUCUGCUAUUUAGGGAAAUUAAAUUAGAAUAAAUGAGCGGAGUAGGAAAACGAUAAAAUACAAUCCAAAUAUUGACGUCAUAAAAUAUUGUAGUGAUGUGAUGGCAUAGAAUUUACGAUACAGUGUAAAUAAAAUAUCCCAUACAAACAAAUAACAGUCAAUUAAUAUUUGUUUUUAUACAAUAUACGAAUGUUGAUUGUCAGGUUAUAGAUUAAUUAUAUCACACUGGGAAAUUCUAUUAGAGGAUUGGAUUUAAUUUUAUUAGAGACACGAGCGAAACUAAGUAUAGCGUUGUCAUAUUUAUGUUAUUUAGUGCGUUUACUACGUUAAUGUUUCAUCAUAUUCCUAGAUGAAAACGUGCUAUUUCUAAUCCUAGGAAAUGUUUAUUGUGUAUUUUUUUUUAUCCAAUUUUACAUUUUGAGAGUAUUGUUUCGUUUGUAUUGGUUAAAUAUUUGGUCACGUUAAUCAACGAAUGCUUAACGACGACUUUUGUUCAUUGUGCUAUUUUUGAUUCUCCAAAAUUUUACAAAAUUUGAUAAGGAUUGCUCUCUAUUCGAAGUAAAGGCUUUAUUUUGGAUUUUGAUUAUUAAAAGGUACGAUGGUGAUAACGAAACAUGAAUAUUAACUAUAACUAUUCGCUACCUUUUACGACUAGGUAUGCUAGAAUUUCAGGUGAAAUUUAAGAAUUUAAAAAUGCUAGUUGUAUGAUUGUCUCUGUGCCAUGAUGAAUGAACUAAAUGUGUUUCUAAGAAAAUAUCUUGUUUUAUAACGAAACUAUGGACAGGAAAUUCUUAGUUAAAUAAAUAUAAGAAGUGAAUUAUUUAGUCCUAAUUCCAGUGUUUUAGGGCUCAUCUUCAGAAAAUAUUUGAAGGAUGAGUAACAUUUUAAUAGGUUAAAUUUGUGAAGCUAAUAUGAUUAAAGAGACGCAGUGUGUGCUUAUAUUAUAACAAUUAAAUAACAUUCCUGUAAAUAAAGGUUUAGUUAAUUAAAUGUAUGUCUUUAGCACUGAUGUUUUAGCUUUAGGUGUGCAGAGAAUGUUUAUAUUCUCUGAUUUUCCGUAUAAAGUCAGCAUUUCACUUCACUUUUGCAUUUCUUUCUACCUCAUACCUUUAUUUGCUCAUUGUUAAUGUUAGAUUUCACCGGGAUUAAAUGUAACAAAUGUAAAUUCGGAUCAUAUUUAGUACCAUUUAUAAAUAAAUCAAAUUUCGCCAAAUAGCCGCAUCUAUAAGACUGACAAAUCUGUGUAAUUUUUUCUAACUCACUUUUCACUUGGUGUUGAAAACAUGGAAGGUGUUCGACUCGCGAUCAAAUGUUGUCUAUUAUUAAUAGUACAAAGUGCGUUUCACAAUUGAACAUAAAAUAGUUGUAUUGUUUCUAUUAAUAUUCUGUAAAUAUAACAGAUCUUGGAUUAUACAUAGGUGCUAGUUGUGAAAUCUCUUAUGAAGAAAUUUAAAGUUUUAUUUUUUUCAUUUUUUAAUUACGUUAACUAUAAAUUCAACCAGUUAGUUGAUUUUGUUUCAAAAUUAAAUUUCAAUACUGUACGAAUACGUUAUUGUUAUAAACCUACUUAUUACAAUUUAUUUUAUUUAUGUUAAGUUACACAAGCCUAUGUUAUGCACAGGUUCGCACAUUACACUAAACAUUAUUAUUAUGAUCUGUACCCUUAGUCAAAUGCCAUUUAGCGAUAAUAGAAUCGAUUGUAGACUUAAUUUUUUUUAAGGUAAUAAAGUUGAAAAUCGAAUAUCCAAGCUAAAGUCAUAGACUAUAAUCGUUAUAUGGCAUUUGGCAGGAUACUGUAUUUGUAAGUUUCUAUUAUUAAGACUGUUUUAGGUUAAACAUCCAAUGCAAGUCGCAAGAUGUAUUUUAUUGUUUGAUAUCACAAUUAUUAGUUUAAGACUUGCUGGUAUGGUAGUAGAUGAGUUAUGUGUUAGAGGCAGCUCAAUAUAUUUGUAAUCUAGUAAGCAGCUACCUUCCAUACGCUACUACGCAUAUAGCCUGUUCUGUGGCCAUAUUAUAUGAGAGUACCUUAUCAUAGCGGCUGAUCCAAUAACAUUCAUUUAUGUCGGAUUUCAAAGUUUUUUAAACCCUAUUAUUGCUCCUGAUUCGUUAUUGGUACCUUGAAAUAGGCUCUACGAUUUUUAUUUGUAAUACUAAAUUGUGAACCAGAUAAGGCAAAAUGACUCUUAUUAGACUGGCUGCUAUUCUACUAGUAUUAAAUGUUACAAGAGUAUUUACGCAAUUGAUAGAUAGACCCUAUAAAUAUUACUAUGUUUUGUCUAUGUCUUUAAAUUCUAGAUGGGUAAUUUAUAUCUGUGUUGUCACGUUUUAGAAACAAGUGGUCAAACUAUUUGGUAAUAAUUGACCAUAAAGUUUGCGUUCUGUGUUUGAUAUAAGAUUAUACAAGUAACAUAAAUAGAACGCGGCUAAGGUAACGAAACAGUACCCAAAAGGUCAUAACUAUAGAUUUAACGAUAGCUGGCUUGCAUUUCUUGGAUUUGGUCGUCCAAGUUCCUGUGUUCAUUGAUUAGAGAUAGACGAUUACGAAUAGGGAGUACCUAGACUAGUUAAUGUGUAGUUAUAUUUUGAGAUCGAAAGACUUGUUGUGCUUGCUACCACAGCCCCGAACAAACUGAAGGAACACUAAGCGGCUCGUGGUCGCAACACGAACAAACAAAAUUUUUGUAUAUUGUUAUAUUAGCCUACAUAUUAUUAUUAUAAUUUUUCGUCUUUAUUCAAGUGCGUCCUAUUUUUUAAAUUAACAUUUUUGAAAUUUAAUAUUAUUAUAACUAUACGCGUAUAAGAUUUUGUACAAUAAUAUAAGUUGCUCUAAUAUUUAGAUAUAAUAUUUAUCAUUUUAUAAGACUGUUCGUAUGUUUAUUAAUAUAAUUUAUUACUAACACUCGAAUACAUUACAUACUUAUCAUUCCACCGAUUUAAGUAUUUAAAUAUACCAGAUGCAUUUGAGUAUUAUUUUUCUGUCAUAAACGUUAACAUAGAUCUCAGAGCUUUAACAAAAUUACUACAGUUUUAACUAUACAGAGGAGUACUUUAGUUAGAAAAUGGUUAGGGUGCGCGUGCGUUGAUCUGCAGGCGAUGCUGCAAUCAAUCAAAAAAGGUACCGAUGCCGUGAACAUAAGAUACAAACUGUAGUGUAUCACUUCUGAUCCAGUCACUUAUAAAACAAAAUAUGAAAGUCAUAGAAUUGUGACGGACACUGCUUCUCGCUCUUGCGUAGUCGUGCAAAAUCUGGUAUACCAUAUCGCCUGGAUAUAAGGACCUUUUUUGCUUGAUGCUACUGUUAAGUGCAUAAGUACGGCCAUCUUGUUUGCGUCCGUCUGCAUUUCAGCUCACGUUCACCACAAGAAAGGUUCAAGUUAUUUUCGUUACGACUGUGUACGACUUCGUCAUUGUUAUGUCGGAUUUGAUUAUUAGUAUAAUUCUUUUGAGUAUUACUUGUACUAUGGUAUUCGCUUAUGUAAAUUCAGUUAUAU
Molecule: messenger RNA, 6271 nt
Organism: Ostrinia furnacalis (Asian corn borer)
Lineage: Eukaryota; Metazoa; Arthropoda; Insecta; Lepidoptera; Crambidae
Gene: RhoGAP71E
Product: Rho GTPase activating protein at 71E
Exons: 11
Coding region: 249-1655 (468 amino acids)
Biological process (GO): signal transduction
Molecular function (GO): GTPase activator activity
Source: RefSeq, a predicted model, not a curated record